AAUUUGCCCUUUGUUUCUCAGUCUCUUCUUCUUCGUCUGUCAUCACCUUCGACGACGGUGGCUCUGUGAAGGUCGGUCUCCAUCCAUUCCUUCUCCUGAUCCCACUGCGUUGGCCCUCGCGAUCAUCGCUCCGAGGCAAUCGCACGGUGAGUUCGUCUUCUUUCAUGUCUCCGCUACUCUCUUCCAGCGUUCGAUGUAGAUUCCUUCGAUUUCCCGUCGCGGUCGAUUAUGGAGGAUGUGAAUGUGGACGUUCACCAAGCAGCUGAGGUUCCCGAUACGCCCGAUAGAUUAAUCGCGCGGUGUAGCAAGAAUGGAAUCGAGACGAAAGUUAACUCGCUAGCGCCUGGUUCUUCAAGGUGUUCUGGGUCUUUGGAUCAGGAAUCCCCGAAUUGGCUCGGGAAGGGUGGGCGAGCGGUGAAUGGGAUGGGGCGGCAGAACCCAAGGUUGCAGAUUUGCCCUCCUAAAAGGAUUCUGAAUGCCGUUGAAUUCGGUCGCCGCCGCGGUGACCCUGUUGGUGACUUGUCAUUGGAUAAUUCGAACGCUUCGCAGCAUCACUUAUUUAGAAGAGCAGCUGGAAAUGGGCACGUUAAACCUGACUCCAGACAUUCUUCUGGCGCUGACAAUAUGGAGAGAGGGAAGGCUGCUUCUAUCGGAGUUCCUAUGUCAUUUGCUUCCUCAGAAAAAGGCGCUGCUUUGAAUGCGAUUCAACGCAAUGGGCACAAUGGAUUUGUUAAAACAUCUGAGCCGUUUGGUAAUUCAGAAGGUUUUCUAGCCGAUGAUUUUAGAAGAUUCGAAAUAAAAACUGAUAAUGAACAUUCUUACCCUUGUUCUGAGUCUUUUCAGACGUUGAACAGGUUCGGUAAGGGCAAAGAGAAGCUAGAUGAAAGUGCAUGCAAAUAUGCCAGUUCAGUCAAGUUUGGUGAGAAAGCAAUUGAUGUGCGUGAAAAAUCUUCAAAACACGUAUCUCAGUCUCCUAUAAGUGUUUCUUCUCCGAGACAUAUUGGGAAGAAAAGGUUGGUCAGAAAUGGUUGUAUCUCUCCACUUAACAUAGCAACAAGGGAAAAAGAAAUAGCUGAAAAAAAGAGUGGUAAUGCUGAAGAUAGUAUUCCUGAUAGAAAUAAAGGAAAAGGGAUAUUGAUGCAUCCAUGUACAUCAGAGAAGCCAGAGGGAAAACUUUCAGAUAUCUUGACCAGGAGACCUAUUAUUCAUGGGGAGGAUAAGGGAACAAAUGAUGCCACUGUUAAUUUGAAUCAAGGAUGUGAGAGCCUUGGUGGAUGGAGGACUACACAUGUCCAUGCUAAGAAAGCACGCCAUGGCUCCGAAGCUGACGUUUUGCUAUCUGGGGGAACUGAUAGUGCUGGAAACUUAUUCCACAAUCGUGAUAAUAUAGUGGGGAAAAGAACAAGCAGCUAUCGUCAUCAGAGCAGUAGUUCUGGCAGUAUUGCAAACAUGAAUACACAUCAAAGAAUUUCCGAGAUUGUUUCUGAGGGAGGCCAAACACGUGGACGGCCAAUACCUACACGAACUUCGACUAGAAGGCAAAACAGUAGGGAAAUAUGUUUUGGGGAUGGCAAUUCUUAUAACUCAGAAGUUAUCUGCCUGAGCUCCCCUGGGGAUUCUAGAAAUCGAUCAUCUGCUAGACAAAGGCGUCAACAUCAAGGAGCUUCUUCUUCAGUUAUUGAAAUUGAUGACGCUUCUCCUGGAAUGAGUCAAUCUGGUACUACUAUUCUAGAUACUCUCAAUAGUUUUGAGUCAGAUUCUAGGGCGAGACAACUGGAAGCAGACGAGAUUCUGGCUCGUGAACUUCAAGAACAACUAUAUAACGAUUCACCGAUGCUUGGAACUGGGGAGAUGGAUGAAUACCUGGCUAGAUUACUCCAGCAAGAGGAGAAUGUAGGGGGAAAUGCAUCUGCUUCUGUCAGAAGUCGUCGUCGAACUGGUCAUGGAAAUUCAUCCCAAACUCAUUCACGAAGGCAACCCCUGCCACGGUCUUUUCGAAACCUUUCAAAUAGGAGAGGUACCGAGGCACGAGUUCCUGUACAUGCAAGACUUCAGCGGUCUAGGAGGCCCAUUUCUAGAUCGCCCUCAUCAUUUUUAUCUGGGGAGAGGACUCUUCAUUUUCCAUUAAAUAUGGAUCUCGACAUGAGGAUGGAUAUAUUGGAAGCACUGGAAGCUGCAUUGGGAGAUGUCAGUGACAUAGGAUUAUCCAGUACCAAUUUUCAAACUCAGCGUGAUUUUAAUGAAAAUGACUAUGAAAUGCUGCUGGCACUUGAUGAGAACAACCAUAAUGUUGGCACCUCUGAUAAUCAUAUUAAUAGUUUGCCGGAGUCGAAAGUGCAGACCAAUGUCUAUGAAGAAGCGUGUGCAAUAUGUCUGGACACCCCUACAAUUGGGGAUGCAAUACGGCACCUUCCUUGCUUGCACAAAUUUCAUAAAGAUUGUAUUGAUCCCUGGCUCCGCAGAAGUACAUCUUGCCCUGUCUGUAAGUCGUCGAUAACGUGAUUGCCGUGAAACGCAGAAGGCAUUAAUUAUAGUGCAGCUGGUUAUGCAAAAACUAAAGCGUACUCUAUUUGAUGGUUGAUCUAAUUGAAGCACACCCAGUUCUUAUGGUACAUUUUCUUGGGAAUUGGCUUCCCAUGGAUUUCCUAUUUGGGAGUCUGGAUAAACGGUUCUUUGUAUGGGUUGUAUUAGUGACCUAGCUGCCCAAGUAAUUUUGGGUUUGUAUCAAAAUGAAGCUUGCUUUUGUACUACUGUGGUGCAGGCAUCUUUUUGUGGCCAUGUGGCUAAGGUAUCUAUUUUGUGUAUGAGCAGCCUUUUUCUUGGCCACCCUUUAGGGUCGGUGAUGGUGCAUUGGUGGAGCUGCUUUGAGAUUGUUACAGUCCAAUGAUAUGGGCAGGAAGAAGUUCGCAAUUAAGAUAGUUUUGUGAUCCUUAUCCAAUGAGCUCCAAUCUAAUUGUUGGGAAAUCGGCACAGC
Rhodamnia argentea is the source of this 2974-nucleotide messenger RNA. Its product is annotated as E3 ubiquitin-protein ligase RLIM. The record is from RefSeq and is a predicted model, not a curated record. NCBI's taxonomy places the organism in Eukaryota, Viridiplantae, Streptophyta, Magnoliopsida, Myrtales, Myrtaceae. Bases 229 to 2502 code for a protein of 757 amino acids. Gene Ontology annotation, molecular function: zinc ion binding. The transcript is spliced from 10 exons.